AUGAAAAUGAAGUUUUGGACAUCCAUGAAGCCUCCUUCUAGUCUCAGUCUUGCUGAAGAGGACCAUCUUGGGAAGCUGGUUACCCAGUAUUUGAAUCACAUGAACAAUCCAACAGAGAAGAUGAAGGAUGCAGAUCUCAACACUAUAAAUCCAGGCCCUCUAGAGGAUUUUGGUAUGAGGUAUCUUGUCCUUCUAAAUGAGACAAAGGAUACUUUGGAACAAUCUGAUAUGGAACCCUUCCAGUUGUCUAAUCUGGUGUUGAUAAAGGGUCCAACACUCAGACCUGUACAGGAAGGUGGGUACACAGUGAACGGAAUAUUUAUACAGAACUAUGUCUGUGAUUAUUCAGUAUACAAGACCAAGAUCAAUUGUCUCUAUAUUGAUCACGCUCGUUUAACAUGUGUUGAAGAAGGCUUUAAUAAUUACCACAUUUUCUUUGAGAUGUUGGCAGGCCUUACUGCUGAAGAGAAAAGGAAUUUAUACCUGGAUAAUUAUCAGACAUUCAAAGAAUUCCAUUAUCUUUCUACAAGUGAUCCUCCAGCUGAUUUUGACACAUUGAAAAAACAAUUUCAGGAGUGGAAAGACUGUCUCAUCACAUGUGAUGUAUCGUUUACCGAUGUCACCAGAGUCUUGUCUGCUGUCCUCUUGAUAGGAAACAUCACUUUUCUCUCCACCAAUUCUCAACAAUUGGAUCUCAAAAGUCAGAAUGAACUAAAAUCAGUGGCUACAUUGCUGGGAAUCUCAAGUAUGGUCCUUUAUCAAGGGCUCACCACCAAAACUAUCAACACUCCUGAAGGAUUAAACUUAACCCCUAUAGUGAGUACAAUAAAGAUCCAUGAAAACAAAGAUGCCCUUGCUCAGGCUCUGUAUGUUCGGACUGUACACAUGAUUGUGAGGAAGGCAAACAGUUUGCUGAGGACACACGGUACAAAGAAAGGACGAAAUCCAUCAAAUGCAAGCGGAAGUUGUAAAUCUGAUGACCGACUGAGUGCCCAGAAGUCAUUUCACAGUACCACUUCAGAUAGAUCUGUCCCUACAGAAACUGACCGACAAAUGCCUCCUCUGCUAAAUAUCAUUGAUAUGUUUGGAUUUGAAGACCUCACGGAUAAUAAAUUAGAGCAGCUGGCCGUCAACUUUUGCUCUGAGUUACUGGAAAGUUAUCACAAUUCCCAUGCUUUCAACACAUCCAGGAGUAGCAGCAAAGAUGAAACCAGGAAUAAGUACGCCCAAUCAAGCCCUGAGUUGAUUAAAGAAAGAUGUUCAGACAAUCAGUUAGUUGUGGAUCUCAUUUCACACCCGUGGGAUUUGAUUUUUGGAAAAGGAACAAGAUCUGGAGAAUAUGGUGGUUGUCGGACCUGGAGAAUGCUGUGCUUGGCCAAAACCUGCUGUACAAGCUGUGCUGAAUGGGUUAAUGGUAUAUUUAAACUCCUAAAUGACUCUGUUAGAGAGAGUAGAAGCCAUGUUGGUGUCAUUAUCAACAGAAUUGAAGCUACUCACAGCAGAAACUCUUGCCUAAAUAUAAACAGCUUAUCAUCUGCUACUCAGUUUACUAUACACCACUAUGUCGGCAAAGUUACAUACGAUGCUUCAACAUUUAUUGCCAGAAACAAGAACACCAUUUCAGAUGACGUGGUCUGGAUAUUCUCUCAGGAAAACUGUGUAUUUGGUUUUGGAACACAUUUGUUCUACCAAGAAAUUGGAGAUGCGUCAGUUCCUGGACCCCAGGGGAAAUUGUACAAAAUCCUACCUCGUGUUGGUAUUGGAAGGUUGUCCAGGCACACAAACACGUUAGCAGAAGAUUUUUGUUUGAAACUCGAUGAAAUCAUCAAGAAAGUCUCUAUCACCAAACCCCAUUUUAUUUAUUGCCUAAAGAGCAAUGACAGUUCAUCCUACCUGACAUUUGAAACUGAAGUGAUACGAAGACAACUCCAGAGUUUACAAAUUGUAACAACUGCAAACAUCAUCAAAACAACACCAAUACAUCGAAUCAAAUACAGUUUAUUCAACAACCUCUACAAGCUUCUACUUCCUAAAAUAUCAACAGCUGCAGGUCAAAGCCAGGAAGAACUCUGCAAGGUGACCGUUCCCUUUUUAAUUCUUAUUGGUUGUCAUUAA
This is a messenger RNA of Octopus bimaculoides (California two-spot octopus), 2115 nucleotides long. RefSeq names its product unconventional myosin heavy chain 6. Gene Ontology annotation, biological process: actin filament organization. The record is from RefSeq and is a predicted model, not a curated record. Lineage: Eukaryota; Metazoa; Mollusca; Cephalopoda; Octopoda; Octopodidae. Gene Ontology annotation, cellular component: actin cytoskeleton; cytoplasm; myosin complex. Gene Ontology annotation, molecular function: ATP binding; actin filament binding; cytoskeletal motor activity.